Nothobranchius furzeri (turquoise killifish) is the source of this 3358-nucleotide messenger RNA. The record is from RefSeq and is a predicted model, not a curated record. NCBI's taxonomy places the organism in Eukaryota, Metazoa, Chordata, Actinopteri, Cyprinodontiformes, Nothobranchiidae.
AUGGAGGAAAUGGACAGUGGAGGAGAAAGGAACAAUCCUACUAACAUCCGUCGUGGAAGAGGUGUGCUCUCUUACUGCCUGCAUAUAAAUGUGGUGGCCUUUGGCCUCAUUGAUUUUAAUCAGAAAUCUGGUGAGGACCAGAGCUUGGAGAAGCAGGAGGAGCCUAGAAGAAUCUCAAGCUUUAAUAAGAAAACAAAUGGCUGCCAGUUACUGAUGCAGGGCAGCCAUGGGGGAGCUCCAACGAAGAUCUGGAACAUUUCAGGAGACCUGUGUAACAGGACGGUAACCCCAGGUCACCACCAGGAUCAGAGCUGGUUCCAGAUGGAGUCUGAGAGAUGCUUCUGUUUUAUGAACUAUGAGACAAUAACAGCUUUGUUAGCUUUGAGCCACCAGAAACAAAAAGCCCGUUGGUGUGGAUCCUCCGCUGGUCGCAGAGUCCCAGUGGGAGGUCAACAGGAAGAGGAUGAGGACAUCACUGUCCCUGGAAUUACAUCUAACGGACACAUGAGGACAUUUCCAUUAGGUGACUUUGCCCAUCGAUUAAAAUCCAUCCUCACAAGCACACCCGAGUGUAGAUCCACACCCGAGGGUAGACCCACACCCGAGUCUAGAUCCACGCCUGAGUCUAGAUCCACACCCGAGUGUAGACCCACAUCUGAGUCUAGACCCACACCUGAGUCUAGAUCCACAUCUGAGUGUAGACCCACACCUGAGUCUAGAUCCACACCCGAGUGUAGACCCACAUCUGAGUCUAGACCCACAUCUGAGUGUAGACCCACACCUGAGUCUAGAUCCACAUCUGAGUGUAGACCCACACCUGAGUCUAGAUCCACACCCGAGUGUAGACCCACAUCUGAGUCUAGACCCACAUCUGAGUGUAGACCCACACCCGAGUCUAGAUCCACACCUGAGUCUAGACCCACAUCUGAGUGUAGACCCACACCUGAGUCUAGAUCCACACCUGAGUGUAGACCCACACCUGAGUCUAGAUCCACACCCGAGUGUAGACCCACAUCUGAGUCUAGACCCACACCCGAGUGUACACCCACACCCGAGUCUAGAUCCACACCUGAGUCUAGACCCACACUUGAGUGUAGACCCACACUUGAGUGUAGACCCACACCUGAGUUUAGAUCCACACCCGAGUGUAGGCUCACACCUGAGUCUAGACCCAAGCUUGUGUCUUGAUCUCAAUCGGGCCGCAGAGGCAGCAAGCUAAGCAGGGAGUGUCAUGACUCUCAUUUUUCAGCCUUCAUUCAGCUCAACUGGUCCCCUCACCAAGCUCCUGACAAGCCCAGUUUCCCUGGCAACCACCAUCAACUCCAUUCAUCUCACCUGUUCCUGUAAUCAGCUUCAUCCACUUCACCUGCUCCUGACUCCUCAGCUCAUCUCACACACCUGCUUCCCCUGCUAUAAAAGAUCCAUUCAGCUACCCAGUCUCUGCCAGAUUAUUGAAAACAUUUGCCAGUAAAUUCUCCAGCCAUCCACCCUGCCUGAUCUCUGCCUCCGGACCUCAUUUUUCUCCUGACCCCUGCCUUGAACUCUGCCUGCCAUCACGACCCUCGCCUGUCUUCUACCACGUCUCCAGCCGGCUCCCUGUACCUGAUUGUGCCGAUCUGGUUUUGACUCACGCCUGCCCUCCGACUCUGUCUCCUGCCUCGCCCUCCUCUGGUAAUUCCACAAAAAAUAAAAGAUUUUUUAUAUAUAUACUUUUACUGUGUUUGGCAUCAUUACGGGUCUUCUGAGUUCUAUUCGUGACAGGGAGGCCCAGACUUCCUUCUCCCCAGCCACUUGGACCAGCUCCUCCAGGGGAAUCCUAAGGUGUUCCCUGGUCAGCUGAAAGGCAAAGUUCCUCCAGCGUGUCCUGGGUCCUCCUUAGAAGACUCAAAAACUGUCAGUGUAUCUAAAGUCUUAGCAAUACCUUGUAACAUGUGAGUGCAUAAUCAACCAAUCAAACGUCCAGGGGGAUAAGCAGAAGGUGAGAGAACUGGAGAGGAAGUUCAGGAGACAGUCUGUGCUUGCAAAGCAACAACUACAGGAAAAAGGUUGAGAAGAAACAAACAUCUGGGAAUGUAAAGCAGGCAUGGCAAGGACUAAAUAGCAUGAUGGGCCGCGCCGCUAAACCAGCUGUGACACGCUGAACAAACCCUGGUCUGUUAGCAGAAGAACUAAACAUUUUCUUCUGCAAAUACAACCAAAAUAUUUCAACAGGAAACCAAAACUGGAACAGUCAGACCAGCAAUCAAAACCUCAGUGUUGAUGAAAAACUGGUGACUUCCCUUUUACAGCAAGUCAACCCGUACAAGGCCCCGGGCCCAAACAGGCUCAGGGGCAGGGUGUUACACAGCUGGUUGUCGUCAUCACCAGACUGCGUCAGCUUCUUUUGAACUUUAGUUUUGUUUCCAGUUUGUGGAAGGAAUCCCACAUCAUUCCAGUUCCUAAAAAGGCAAAUCCAAAAGACCCUAAUGACUUCAGAUUGGCGGCCCUUACAGCGGUGCUGUGGUAAUGCAUGGAGAGAGUUAAGAAUAAGAAUACCUUUAUUAGUCUCUCAGUGGGGAAAUUGCAAUAUUGCAAUGGUUCAGGUACAGCAGGAUAGCAGCAGUAGCACACAAUAUCACACAAGAGUACAUAAUAAGUUAAGAUAAUUAUUGCAUAUGAAUGUAUGUGAUCUCAUGUCACACUGUGUGGGAAGCUGGACCCUCUCCAAUUUGCCUGCAGGGAAAAAUGAGGUGCAGAGGAUGCAAGUCUGACUCUUAAAUACAGUCGCAACAACCACGGACUCUGCCUGACCGCACGCUAGGAUUUUUAUGGACUUUUCUUCUGCUUUUAACUCCGUAAAUCCCUCUGUUGGACUCAGAUUCACCCAGCCUUGAUUUUAUGGAUAAAGGACUUUUUAGAGGACAGACCACAACAGGUAAAUGGUUUUAUGUCACCAGGCUGGUUUUAAACACAGGACUCCCACAAGGCAGUGUUUUAUCCCCACUGCUUUUCUCCAUUUGCACUGAUGACAUCACCUGUAGCAGGGCGGGAUUUCAGCUUUUAAAACAUGCAGAGGACAUGGCCCUGGUGGUCCAGGUGGACAGUGUGGAGGCUCUGGCUCAGGACCAACUUGCAGAAGAUGACCUGACCACAAGUUUUAAGGAAAACUCACAGGAACUCAGCAUCAAAACCAAGGAGUUGUGUAGUGCAGGCAGAGACAGAGCCACUGCAUCUCAGCUCUUUAAACCGGUGAUCAUUCAGGGAGAGCAGGUUGAACAGGUGGAGAGUUUUAAAUGUUUGGGGACUCAGAUAGAUGAUCAUCUGUCCUUUCAACAACCCUCAGCUUCCAUUUACAAUAAAGCCCUCCAGCGCCUCCAUC